Daktulosphaira vitifoliae (grape phylloxera) is the source of this 750-nucleotide messenger RNA. Its product is annotated as 5-hydroxytryptamine receptor 2A-like. Gene Ontology annotation, cellular component: dendrite; membrane. The record is from RefSeq and is a predicted model, not a curated record. The transcript has 4 exons. Lineage: Eukaryota; Metazoa; Arthropoda; Insecta; Hemiptera; Phylloxeridae. Gene Ontology annotation, molecular function: neurotransmitter receptor activity; G protein-coupled serotonin receptor activity; serotonin binding. Bases 22 to 717 code for a protein of 231 amino acids. Gene Ontology annotation, biological process: G protein-coupled receptor signaling pathway, coupled to cyclic nucleotide second messenger; chemical synaptic transmission; serotonin receptor signaling pathway.
CUUUAUAACCCUAAGAACAUCAUGCCGGAACCAGGGAUGUGCGUUAUAAACAAUAGAGCGUUUUUUGUCUUUGGUUCACUAGUCGCUUUUUACAUACCAAUGAUCAUUAUGGUAGUCACGUAUGCUCUCACCGUACAGUUGCUGAGAAAAAAAGCGAGAUUUCUACUAGAUGACAGUUUUAUGGAUAGUCGAAGAAAUGGUACCACUUCAGAGCCACAUCUUUUCAGACGUCUGGGGGGACGAUUUUCUGCUAGUAAAUCUCAGAGUAGUACUUCUAACAGAAUUGGACAGACGGCGAAAAUGAACAAAAAUUGUGACCAAGAGAUACAAAUGGCAGAUACAGUAUCAGCUUCAAGCAAUGAUUCUAGAAAUUUCCGAUUGAAAACUCUCAGGUUGCCGUUAAAUAUGAAUCCACCGUCAUUAAACUUGAGAUUCCUUGCCAACCGACAAAAACGUCAGAGUUUAGCAGCUGCUAACGCUGUAAGAACCGAACAAAAAGCUAGUAAAGUACUAGGAGUCGUAUUUUUUACAUUUGUCUUGUGUUGGUCACCAUUUUUUUUGUUGAAUAUCGUUUUUGCUGUGUGUCCAAAAGAAGAUUGUCCCGUACCAGAACACGUAACUGAAGUAUGCUUGUGGUUAGGUUACGUAUCGUCGACGAUCAACCCAAUAAUUUAUACAAUAUUUAAUAAAACUUUUAGAGCUGCUUUUAUCAGGUAAUUUAAAACUUCUCAAAGGAAAAGUAAAUAAAUA